Messenger RNA from Drosophila grimshawi, 3905 nucleotides. It is a transcript of the gene Unc-115a, whose product is annotated as actin-binding LIM protein 3. Bases 536 to 2977 code for a protein of 813 amino acids. Gene Ontology annotation, biological process: lamellipodium assembly; cytoskeleton organization. The record is from RefSeq and is a predicted model, not a curated record. Lineage: Eukaryota; Metazoa; Arthropoda; Insecta; Diptera; Drosophilidae. Gene Ontology annotation, cellular component: actin cytoskeleton. Gene Ontology annotation, molecular function: actin filament binding. The transcript is spliced from 10 exons.
UUUUGUUGCUGCCAUCGUCGUCGUUUGUCGGUGCUGUUUGUUGGUGCGCGGGGUUUUUUAUUUUGUGCUAGCUUUAAAUUGGAAUACAAAUUUGUUAAGCAGCCGUUGCAAGAAUUUCAAAAAUACCCACAAAGAUUUCACUCUAAUCUGUCGCUAAUUUUUCGACCACAAUUUACCAUUUGUGAAUGCAGAAAAGCCGAAUACGCAUCGAGUUCGCGUCAAACACAUACAUACAUAAAAAACACACAAUAUUUAAAUUCUGCCACCUACAAUUGAUAUACCCAAAAUACACGUGAAUUGCGAAUGCAUACAAGAAAGAUACAAAUAGAAAAAAAUCUAAGCAGAAGAAAAAAAAUUGUUAGUGAAGAAGUGUGUGUGUGUUAGUAAAGUAAAGUGAAGUGAGGUGAAGUGAAGGGGAAGGCAGAAUAAGUAGUGGUGACCUGUGCGCCUGUAGUUGUUGUCUUUUCCAUCCGUGUGUGUUACCCUCCCCCAUUUUGCAGGCGCUUGUGUGAAGAGCAUAGCAGUAUCUCACGCUAUGGGUAAACAAAAAAUCUACUGUGCGAAAUGCACAAAGAAAUGCUCCGGGGAAGUACUGCGCGUGGCCGACAAUCAUUUCCACAAGGCGUGCUUCCAGUGCUGCCAGUGCAAGAAGUCGCUCGCCCAAGGCGGUUUCUUUACAAAGGAUGGCUCCUACUUUUGCAUACCGGACUAUCAGCGUCUGUAUGGCACCAAGUGCGCCACCUGCCAGCAGUAUGUGGAGGGCGAGGUGGUCAGCACCAUGGGCAAGACGUACCAUCAGAAAUGCUUCACGUGCAGCAAAUGCCAGCAGCCCUUCAAGUCAGGCAGCAAGGUGACCAACACUGGCAAGGAGGUGCUCUGCGAGCAUUGUGUCUCCGGCGGCACAGCGCCCGCCUCACCGGCACGCCAAUCGGCCGUCACGUCGCCCGCCCCGCCAGCGGAGAGUCCCACACGGGCGACGGCGCAUCAGAAUGUGACGAGCGGCGUGCUGUCGCAUAAGGCGCAUCUGAAGGAGGAUUACGAUCCGAACGAUUGCGCCGGCUGCGGUGAGCUGCUGAAGGAGGGCCAGGCGCUGGUCGCCCUGGAUCGGCAAUGGCACGUGUGGUGUUUCCGUUGCAAGGCAUGCAAUGCGGUGCUCAAUGGCGAGUAUAUGGGCAAGGAUGCGGUGCCGUAUUGCGAGAAGUGCUACCAGAAGAGCUUUGGCGUUAAAUGCGCCUACUGCAAUCGCUUCAUCAGUGGCAAGGUGCUGCAGGCUGGCGACAACCAUCACUUCCAUCCGACGUGCGCACGCUGCACCAAGUGCGGCGAUCCGUUUGGCGAUGGCGAGGAAAUGUACCUGCAGGGCAGCGCCAUUUGGCAUCCACGCUGCGGUCCAGGUCCAUCCGAGUCUGGCAUUAUACUCAAUGGCGGCGGUGGUGUUGGUGGCAGACCAGGCACCACCACAUCGGUCACCGGUGGCGCCUCCAAUGGCAAUUUCACAGACACCGAAUGCGACCGCAUGAGCUCCAGUGCGCUCAGCGACAUGUACAUCCGUUCCAGAACACCGAGUUUAAAUGGUUCACUUUAUUCCUCUAGCCGCAAGCACUAUCGCACGGUCAGUCCGGGGCUGAUAUUGCGCGAAUAUGGCAGACCGAUUGGCGAGGAUAUAUCACGCAUCUAUACCUAUAGCUAUCUGACAGACGCGCCCCACUAUCUGCGCAAGCCGAUCGAUCCCUAUGACAAGACGCCAUUGUCGCCGCAUUUCCAUCGGCCCGCCUCCUAUGCGACAACGAGCAAUGCGGGCUCCGUUGCCGGAAGUCGUCCGCCAUCACGGCCCCAUUCGCGUACGCGCAGUGCCAUGAAGGUGCUGGUGGAUGCCAUACGAUCGGAGACGCCACGUCCCAAAAGUCCGGGCAUGAACAACGAGGAACCCAUUGAGCUGUCGCAUUAUCCGGCAGCCAAGAAGCCGCCACCAGGCGAACAGCCCAAGAUCGAAAGAGAUGAUUUCCCAGCACCACCCUAUCCCUACACGGAUCCCGAGCGCCGACGACGCUACAGCGACACCUACAAGGGUGUCCCAGUCUCCGAUGAUGACGAGGACAUCGAAAAUGGCAAGCGAACCAACGGAAAGGUCAAGAAUGGCGAGGAGCAGACACGCCUGCAUCGUGAGGCUGAGCAGCUGGAGAAACUCAAUUCGGGCAUUGGUUCGGUCAUUGCCAAGGACCUCAAGGAGCAUGCCAAGUACAGAAAAUGGAAGCAAAACAAUCUGGAUCCACGCAAUGCAUCGCGCACGCCCUCAGCCUCCAAGGAGCCGCUCUACAAGUUGAGAUACGAAUCGCCCAUUGGUGCAUCGCCAUCUCGCCAUUUGGAUCACCAGAAGCCCUUCUAUGAGGAUGAGAUGUUUGAUCGAUCCACCAGCUAUCGCGGCUCCCUGGGCAAAUCGCUGGGCAAUGCGCCCAGCUACAAUGCCAUACAUUCCUAUCGCUCGCCGCCCAAGCCCGGAUACGGAUUCAAAACGACCACCUUGCCGCCUUACAUACGCAACGGCUACAGCUCCGACUUUUCUUAUGGAGGCCUCGGCGACAAAACGCACAGCACAGAUCUAAGCUGCGGCAAAUCAGAGGCUUCGGUCGACUCAAUUACUGAGGGCGAUAGGCGCGCUUUGAUGGGCGGUGAUUUGCCCGCCUCGAGCACAUAUUCGGGCGCUUUGUCGUAUCAUUAUCCGCAGGCUGGACUCAUACGACGCAGCCUGCCAAAUAUGGCGCACUCGAUGCUGGUGCACGAACCGGCCAAAAUCUAUCCGUAUCACAUAUUGCUUAUAACGAACUAUCGUCUACCAUCGGAUGUUGAUCGCUGCAACCUGGAGCGUCAUUUGUCAGACAUCGAGUUCGAGCACAUUUUGCAGUGCGUCCGAUCGGAAUUCUAUCGGCUGCCCCAGUGGAGACGCAACGAGCUGAAGCGACGCGUGAAGCUCUUUUAAAUGGUGCACCGCUCUUAUCCACAGCGGCUGCUUGCGACGAAACCAAAUUGAAAACAAAUACCUAUACUUUUGAAGGUUCUUCACUAUUAAACAAUGGCAGCAAUAAUAACAAAACAGAAAACAAAAGAAAAAAAAACACAGAAGAAAAACUAUGCUAAUUUCACAGCCAGUUUUUUGAAACACGCUUUAAAUAUAUAGUUGAAACAAAAAAAAAAUAUAACUAAAAACAAACAACAAAACAAGAAAAGAAAAGGAACGAUAUAGUUACAUUUGAAGUAUGGACCGCGCCACUGGCAGUUCCAGUUUAUUUUUUUAAGCAUUAGUUGCGCUGAUAACUAUUUAAAUUCUAUAAGAAAACCAAAAAAAAAAAACAACAACAACAAACAAGCUACAAACUAAGCCUCGGCAUGCCGAAGCUUAAAUACCCUGGCAGAGAGAGCUACUAGACAUAAGCAUUUAAUAAGUCUGCUAUUAAAGUCCGGAUAUUGUUCGACUCGACUUUAAACUAAUUAACUAAUUAAUCCCAACUGAUGGGCCAGUCUAUGGUAAUGUGACUCUGCAAGGGUGAGGGAAUAAAAAUGUAUACAAAUUGCAAUUAGUUAAAACACUUUGGCCAGUCAAGGUAUUAUCUUGCAUGAAAGCUUUUUAUAAAACUACAGCGGCUAAUCCAAUGAGAAAUGCAUCAAAGAAUGAGAAAUGAAUGUACCUACUUACAACAAAUUCAACAAGCAACAUAAUUAGAUGUCUGUUUGUGUGUCUAUGUGUGUGUAUGUGUGUGUGUGCGUGUGUGUGGGUGUGUUGCAUUCAAUAUAUACAUACGCGCUAAACACUGCAAGUUUUAUUUAUUAAUAUAUAUAUUUUAUUUAUUUAAAUAGAAUAUGUCAAAGAAUAAACAAGAUAUAAUAAAGCAGGACAAACCGAAGCAAUA